Molecule: messenger RNA, 1463 nt
Organism: Eruca vesicaria subsp. sativa (arugula)
Lineage: Eukaryota; Viridiplantae; Streptophyta; Magnoliopsida; Brassicales; Brassicaceae
Source: the annotation of a GenBank genome assembly
AUGGAGAAGCAAAACGACGUUGUACUAAGACUAGCGAAGCAUGUAAUUGCUACGGUUGCCGACGGCUCCAACCUUGUCUUCUCACCAACCUCAAUCAACGUUUUGCUCAGCAUUAUUGCCGCAGGUUCCAAUUCCGUCACUAAAGAACAAAUUCUCUCAUUUCUCAACUCUCCGUCAACGGAUCACCUCAACACACUCUUGGCUGAGAUCAUAUCUGUUGCCCUUGGAGAUGCUAAUAAGGUAUCAACCCCGCAGGAACGGUCCAGCCAGUGUCAAAGUCUUGACGGCCUUGGCCCUGACUUUUGGAGCCUACUUGAUGAUAGGGAGAGCUCUGCCUCUUGUGUGCGCUUAUCUGCAGCUAAUGGUGUAUGGAUCGACAAGUCUGUCUCCUUGAAGCCUUCCUUCAAAGAGAUUUUAGAGAAAUCCUACAAGGCUACUUGCAGUCAGGUUGACUUCUCAAACAAGCCUGCUGAAGUAAUUGAUGAAUUGAAUACAUGGGCUCAUGAUCACACAAAUGGACUCAUCAGUCAGAUUCUUUCAAAGGAUUCCAUUGAGGAUAUCCGUCAAAGCAAACUCAUGCUUGCAAACGCAGUGUAUUUCAAAGGAGUUUGGAGCGAAAAAUUCAAUGCAAGGUUCACCAAAUAUAACGACUUUCACCUUCUUGAUGGCACGUCUGUGAGAGUCCCCUUCAUGGCUAGUUACAAGGACCAAUACCUAAGACGUUACGAUGGUUUCCAAGUUGUGCGGCUCCCUUAUGUAGAGGAUCAACGACAGUUCUCCAUGUACAUUUAUCUUCCUGAUGUUAAAAACGGAUUGCCUACUCUGCUUGAGAAAAUAGGCUCUGAACCAGGGUUUCUUGAUAACCAUAUUCCAGACAACCAAAUAGAACUGGGUGCUCUUAGAAUUCCAAAGUUUAAGUUUAUGUUCGAGUUUAAAGCUUCCGAAGUUUUGAAAGAUAUGGGGUUGACUUCACCGUUUAGGACUAAUGGAGGUGGUCUAACUGAGAUGGUUGAUUCACCUAUCAUGGGGGAGAAGUUGUAUGUCUCAAAAAUUCUUCAUAAAGCUUGCAUUGAGGUGGAUGAAGAGGGAACUGAAGCUGCAGCGGUUUCUGUUGGCGUCAUAACUAUGCUAAGUCUCCAGCCUGUGAGGAAAAAACCAGAUUUUGUGGCUGACCAUCCAUUUCUUUUUACAGUAAGAGAAGACAAAAGUGGAGUGAUUUUGUUCAUGGGUCAAGUUCUUGAUCCCUCAAAACAUUGAUUCAAUUGUUGGUGGCGUGGGAGAAAAUAUUAAGCCAAUAAUAUGUUUUAUUCUGUAUAUUAUGUUGUGUGAUGAAAUUGAGUUUGUAAAGCUAGCAACUGACUUUGCUGGUUCUGUUUUUAUACUAUUUUUUCUCUAGUAAUAAAAUUGUUCGGUAUUAUAAGAAGAAAAAAAACUCCAGCCAGAUUACCAACUCUAGAGUAUCU